This is a messenger RNA of Ascochyta rabiei, 222 nucleotides long. RefSeq lists its product as uncharacterized. The transcript has 2 exons. The record is from RefSeq and is a predicted model, not a curated record. Lineage: Eukaryota; Fungi; Ascomycota; Dothideomycetes; Pleosporales; Didymellaceae. Bases 1 to 222 code for a protein of 73 amino acids.
AUGUUUUGCGGUCAUCUCUGCAAGGGACACUCGGCGAAGUCUACUUCCUCAUUCCGCUGCUUCUUGCUUCUUGUCUGCUUCCAGUCACACACUCACCAGAGCCUAGCUCUAUUCCCUGACUCGCUCAGUCUCUCUCCCAUCGAUCGCCCUACUACGCCCUUCGCCGCCUACCAAACCGUACAACUCCACGCAUUCAUAUUUCUGAGCUUGAGCUGGUGUUGA